This is a messenger RNA of Tympanuchus pallidicinctus (lesser prairie-chicken), 5848 nucleotides long. Its product is annotated as zinc finger protein 629-like. The record is from RefSeq and is a predicted model, not a curated record. Bases 1393 to 2820 code for a protein of 475 amino acids. Gene Ontology annotation, molecular function: DNA-binding transcription factor activity, RNA polymerase II-specific; RNA polymerase II cis-regulatory region sequence-specific DNA binding. The transcript has 5 exons. Lineage: Eukaryota; Metazoa; Chordata; Aves; Galliformes; Phasianidae. Gene Ontology annotation, biological process: regulation of transcription by RNA polymerase II.
AGGGGAAAUGUCCCAAAUCCACCAAUUUGGGUUUGGAUUUUUUGGGGGUUUCCUUCCCCGCCCCCACCGGACCCAAAAGUCCCAUAAUUGGCCCCAAAAUGCGCCCCGGGCGCCGGGAGCGACGAUGGCUGGAAGGAAUAGAAAGAAGCCGAAAAGAGCCGGAUGGAGCCAAAUUCCGCCUUUUCUGCCCCCAAAAAGCUUUCCCCCAUUUUCCCUUUUUGUCCUCCUUUUCCCCCAUUUUCCCUUAUUUUCUCCAUUUUUCAUUUUUCCCAUUUUCCUCAUAUUUCCAUUUAUCCUAAAUUUCCCAGUUUUCCCCCCAAUUUUCCCACUUUUUUCCUUUUAUUUUCCAAAUUUUCCCAUUUUUCCAAACUUUUCUGAAUUUUUCCUUCCCCCCCCCAAAUUUUCCCAUUUUUUCCCUAUUCCCCCUUUUUUUCCCUUUCUUUUCCCCUAUUUUCUCCUUUUUUUCCUCUGAUUUUCCCCAGCUUUUAUUUUUCCCCAUUUUUCACACACAUUUCCCAUUUUUCUGCCCAGAUUUCCCACUUUUUUCCUUUUUUCUCCAAAUUUUCCCGUUUUUCCAAUUUUUCCCCAUUUUAUCCUUUUUUCCCCUGAAUUUUCCCCACUUUUUUCCAUUUUUCCCCAAAUUUACUCACUUUUUCCUUAUUUCCUCCUUUUUGCCCUUCCCUUUCCCCCAUUUUUCAUUUUUCUCCCAUUUUUCAAUUUCCUCAGUUUUCAUUUUUCCCCAUUUUCCACCCAAUUUUCCCAAUUUUCCCUCAAAGUUCCCAAAUUUCCCAAUUUUUCCAUUUUUCCCCACUCUCCCAUUUUUCCCAAAUCUUCCAAAUUUUUCCCUUUUUCCUCCAAAUUUUCCCAGUUUUUACGUAUUCCUCCCUUUUUUUCACUCCUUUCCCCCAUUUUCCCCUAUUUUCUCCCAUUUUUCAAUUUUUCCAUUUUUCAUUUUUCCCCAUUUUUCACCCAAAUUUCCCAGUUUUUCCCUCAAAGUUCCCAAAUUUCCCAAAUUUCCCAUUUUUUCCCUUUUCCCUCAAAUUUUCCAUUUUUUCCUAAUUUUCCCCAUUUUCUCCAUUUCUUUCCCUUUCUGCUCGAAGCUUUUUCCUAUUUCCCCACUUUUUUCUCCUCCUUUUCCCCUCCUUUUCUCCCAUCUUUCCCCCAUCUUUCUCCAAUUUUUCCCUGAUUUUUCCCCAAAUUUUGUCGUUAUUUUCCCCCAUUUUCCCCAAUGUUCCCAUUAUUCCCCCGUUAUCCCCCCGUUGUUCCCCCCACCCCCCGCACUUUGGUCGUUCCGCACUCGCGCUCGCUUCGGUUCCGCCCCCCGGCGCUCCGUGCGGACCCUCCCCGCCUCCCAGCUCAAAUCCACACCGUGCGGAGCGGAGCGGUGCAGAAAUGACGGCGGGACCCGCGGAGGUCCCAGAUGCACUGCAGGAAGUGACGGUCAUUUCCACCCCCACCCCCACCGCUCUCCACCCUCCCUCGGGGCACCGCAGCCACCCACAGCUUCCCCCCACAGGGCCACAGGAGCGCAGUGGGGAGCCGUGGGUGCCCGACAUGCUCAGCUCGGAGGAUGAGGAGCCCACACGGCCGCUGCUGUGGGUUUGGGUCCGGAGGAGGAGGAGGUGGAGGAGCUUUCCCAACACGGAGAUGUCCUCUGGGUCCUCCUGCUCAGACGCCGAUGAUGGAUGGACAACCACAACAACAGAGGGUGCAUCCAUGGAGGAUGAUGGUGAUGAUGGUGACGAGGAAGAUGAGGACGAAGAUGGGACCAAAAUCAAGCCCCGCAGCAUUGCAUCAGGACGGAGAAGAACUGGCACCUCCUGCACCCAGCGUGGGAAAAGCUUCCACCAUGCUGCGUCGCUCCGACGGCACCGCCGCCUGCACCGCCGCACGCAGCCGUCCCCAUGCACCCGCUGUGGCCGCGUGCUGAUGUGCAGCUCCGCCCUGGAGGACCACCAGAAGAAGCACUGCCGACCCCAGGCCCGGCACCGCUACUUUCCCUGCGCUGACUGCGGCAAGCAGCUCUCCUCCAAUGCCGCGCUCAUCACCCACCGCCGCAUCCACACCGGGGAGCGGCCCUAUGGCUGCCCUGACUGCGGGAAGCGCUUCAUGGCCAGUAAGUCACUAGGCAAGCACCGCAAGAGCCACUCGGAGGACGGCUUCUUUACCUGCCCUGACUGUGGCAAGAAGCUGACGUCCAAAGCCACGCUGCUCACCCACCGCCGCAUCCACAGCGGGGAGCGGCCCUAUGGCUGCCCCGACUGCGGGAAGCGCUUCAUGGCCAACAAAUCGCUCAGCAAGCACCGCAAGAGCCACAUGCUGCCAGGCAGCAAUGCCAGCAGUGCUGCAAACACAGCCUACGUGGCACAGCUCCACAUGCACCACAAUCAUGCACCAGAACUAAAUGCUAAAUACAGGCAGAGCUCAGCCCUCAGUGCAACACCUGCACAGCAGCACCGGCAGCACAAGGAUGUGAUGCCCCAUCACUGCCUGCAGUGUGGAGCUGCAUUCCGGCUGCAUUCGGCACUGCUGCUUCACCAGAAAAGCCACAUGGUGCCGCGGCCGCAUGCCUGCAGCGACUGUGGGAAGGCAUUCCGUGAAGCCGCCACGCUGCGCCGGCACCGCCGCAUCCACACUGGGGAGAAGCCGUACAGCUGCCAAUACUGUGGGAAGAGCUUCCGCGCCAGCUCCACGCUCAUCAUCCACCAGCGCAUCCACACCGGCGAGAAGCCGUACCCGUGUGGCAGCUGCACCAAGCGUUUUGUCUCCAGUUCGUCACUCAUGAAGCACCGCCGCACGCACCAGCGCCAAGCACCAUGAUGGGGUUGGUUGGUUCCCCCUCACCACGGGGCUCUGAGGGGCUCACAGCCCCCUCCCACAGAGCUCUGCCGUGUCCUGUUGCUGGCCCACAAUUUUAUGGCUUUCCCAACCAAGCCCAAUGAGGAUUUGUCUUUUCUUGGGGGGUGGACUCCACUGGGUGGAGGGCGAUGGGGAUUGGGGUGAUGGGACUCCAUUGGGAUGGAGGGAUUGCACUGGGUAGGGGAUGAUGGAGUCUAGGGUGGUGGGACCCCAUUGGGUUGGGGAAUGAUGGUAUUUGGGGUGGUGGGAUUCCAUUGGGAUGGAGGAUGAUGAAAUUUGGGAUGGCAGAAUUCCACUGAGCCCACUGAGUCCACUAAGUGGACUAUGAUGGGAUUUGGGUCAGUGGGAUCCACUGCAAUGGAGGUUGAUUGGGUUUAGGAUGAUGCUCAUGAAGCACCCCCGCAUGCACCAACACCAGGAGCCCUGAUGAGCUCACAGCCCUCUCCCCACAGAGUUCUGCUGUGUCCCCAUUGCUGGCCCACAGUUUUAUGGCUUUCCCAACAAAAUCCAAUGAGGAUUGGUCUUUUCUUAGGGGGUUCAACUCCAUUGGCUGGAGGGCGAUGGGGAUUGGGGUGAUGGGACACCAUUGGGAUGGUGGGGUUCUGUGGGAUGGAAGAUGAUGGAGAUUGGGAUUGUGGGACUCUGUUGGGAUGGUGGGGUUCUAGUGGGUGGGGAUUGAUGAGAUUUGGGAUGGUGGGACCCCAUUGGGUGGGGUAUGAUGGGGUUUGGGGUGGUGAGACCCUGUUGUGGUGCAGGAUGAUGGGUUACCACCAACAUUUAGGGUGGUGGUAUUCAACUGGAAUGGAUGUCAAUGGGGUUUGGGAUGAUAGGACCCCACUGUGGUGGAGGAUGAUUGUGUUUGGGGUGGUGGGACCCCAUUGGGUCGAGGGGAAUGAGGUUUGUGAUGGUGUAAUUCCAUUGGGAUGGAGGAUGAUGGGGAUUGGGAUGGUGGAAUUCCUUUGGGGGGGGACAGUGGAGUUUGGUGGGCUUUGAGGUUGAUGGGGUCUGAGCACAGUGGGAAAGAGAGGGAGAAGUGAGGUGGCGUGGCUGAGCGGUCUAAGGCACUGGAUUAAGGCUCCAGUCCCAGCACAGGCAUGGGUUUGAAUUCCACAAAGUAUCUUUUGGUGGGUCGCCAGUGGGAGCACAGCUGGAAGGGGGGAACUUCUGCAUCUGGGGUGCCUCCAUCCCAGGGGACAGACCUCCUCAUUUCAGUCCCCCCUAUUACAGCUCUCCUUAAUCAGAGGAAUAAUUCCAUUUUCCAUGCACUGAGUGCACAUAGUGAUUGCCCACCUUCCACAAAAACACUUCCUGGUUCCCAGAGCCCUCCACCAUGGGAAGAGGGAAUGUGGGGGUGUCACAGGGCAAACAUUAAUUUCUGCAUUAAUGGUCAGUUACUUAAAAAAAUCCCUACUGAACAAAGAAACCGUCACACUUUGGGCAUAGCUCAGAACAAACUCACCUCUGCCAACUGCUCCAAGCCAUAAUCCUGCACCCUCAGAAAAUGCUCUGGCAGCUUUACUGGUCCCCGUAACCCAUGGGAAGUUGAAGAAACUGGGAGAAGUGUUCAUGCAGUGCAGCUCAUGGCUUUCUCAUGUCCUAUGGGUCCACGUUCCUGGUAGAUGCAGAGCCCCAUCAAGCCCCAGUGGAAAGUCAGCUAUGGAUUCCACAACCGUUUUGCCCCAUUGCCCACUGCCCCACAUUGGAGUGACCCCAUUACCUCCUCCCCUGGUGGCUGUAACCCUCUGGGCCCCUCCCAUUGAAUCACAGAAUCACUGUGGGGCCUGGGUUGAAAAGCACCUCAAAGAUGACAUCGUUCCAAUCCCCUGCUAUGUGCAGGGUCACAACCACCAGUCCAGGCUGCCCAGAGCCACAUCCUAUGGCCUGAAACACCUCCAAGGAUGGGGUAUCCACAGCCUCCCUGGGCAACUAGAGAGGUCACCACCCUCGGAGUGAGGCCACAAGAACUCAUUGUCAUGUCACAGUAAGAAAGUGGGACGGAUGUGGGUAAAGAUGCAAAGCAGACGCUUUGGUUGCACACAACACCAGCAGAGGCCCAUUUGGGUACCUCCCCUUAAAGGUUAGAAGUGCACAGCGGGGAACACACCGAGCCUUUGUGAGGAUGACUGCCGGCCUUCAUCCAACAGCCACCAGAUGGGGCACAGAGACCCUCCCACGUUUUAAUACAGAUAACAUGCAACCAGUGUCUCAGAAAUGCACUAUGUACACACUGUGCCUACAGUCCUGUAGCCAUCGCUCCCCUCGUGCUGCUCUUUGGGUGCAGCGAUACCCUGAGCUCCCAAUGCUCCCAGUGAUAAAGCAAUUCCUGCUUGACAUAACCCACUGCCAUCCCACGUUACUGGGUCAGACUUCCCAGCCUUCGCUUGUCCAACUGAGGGGCAGAUGAUCACCCCCUGUCUGCACACCUCCCUGCACUAUCUGCAGCACUGAGACCUUAAGAUGCACAGCGCAACAUUUGUGCUCUGUGGGCCCCACUUUGCAGGCAUGGAGGAUAUCAGCUCUCCUCCUUUCACCCACCUUCAUCAGAGCCACUGUGCUGCUGGGGGAGGCAGAUGGGAUGGCUGCAUCGCUCCCCCUCAGCUUCAUAGAGUUGCUUUGCUGCAGGUUUUGGCUGCGAAUUGGACCCUCUAAGAACAAUCCCUCAUUGUGAGACUCCACUGCAAAGCUGAUAGGCUCGAGCUCUCUUCUCUUACAGCUUCUGCCCUCAUAUUCACCACGAGCUUUUUCCACAUAUUCUUUCCAAAUCCUCUUCCCCAUCUUCUCCAUCUCCAUCUCCUUCCUCUCUCACCUUUCCCCAACUCCUUCUCCCCUUCCCUUCUCCCACAGACGCUCUUCCUAUUGGGCUGCAACCACCCCAGUUUCACCCUCCCCUGGAGGAGCCUCCUUGUUUAUCUUGUGGCUCUGCAACUCCUCCAUCUGGAAUCAGGUAGGGGUCCUGUGUGGCUGCUGUGCCUGGCAGAGGUGUUUCUGU